AUGACUGAAUACGACGUUUUUCAAUCAAUUAGAUUUCCGUUUUGUUGGUGGCGCGAAGAUGAAUUUGUUAAUUUAUUUAGACUAUCCAAAGAAUCAGUUAAAAUGAUAAUUGACAUGAUACAACUCGAAAUGAAUUUUCAUGGGUAAGUUUUUAUUGUAAUUUUAAAAUAUGAAUGUAAAAAUAAAAGUAUUCUUUUCUAGGCAUAUUAUGUAUUUAAAAAUUAUUUUAUUUUGAAUUUGUAGGUAUCAUGAAUUGAAUAUAGACAACGAAGUCCUUUUUACAUUAAGAUAUUAUGCAACUGGUUCAUUGACUGCUGCGCUUAGAAGAUUUGAUGGAAUUUCUGUAUCUAAAGCCAAACGUAUUAUAAAAUUUGUUUCUAAUGCUAUUGUUACAUUAUAUAAAAAAUUUAUUAAUUUUCCCAAGAAUCAAGAUGAUUUAAGAAAAGUCAAACAAGAUUUUUUUAACAUUGCUGGAUUUCCAAUGGUAGUUGGUGCUGUAGGUUUUACACAAGUCAAGAUCCUAUCACCAGAAAGAGGCAUUGCUGAAAAGUACAAAAACAGUAAAGAUUUCUUUUCAAUAAAUGUUCAAAUAGUUAGUGAUGCCAAUUUAAGAAUUCAAAACAUUGAUGCUCAGUGGCCUGGUUCUUCACAGAAUUCCACCAUUUUUAAAAAUUCAUCAAUACGAGGAAAGUUUGAAAGGGGUGAAAUUAAAAAGGGUGUUUUAGUAGGUGAUAUUUACUUUCCACAAAGGAAUUAUCUUAUGACUCCAAUUGAAAACCCUCAUACAAUAAUAGACUUACCAACAAGUAUUACUGAAGCAGAUAUUUUCAAUUAUAAUGAAUCUUUAAUUCAUACAAUAAGUAUUGCACAAAGUACCCAUGAUGCUUGGAAAUGUCGAUUUCCUAUUUUAGCUAAAGGCAUUGAUUUAAGUAUUGCUUCAGUUCAAAAAAUAAUUAUUGCUACAGCAGUACUACAUAAUAUAGCUUGUCAAGGUAGAGAUGGAAUACCUAGAGUUUCAGAUGAAACGCAAUUGUUAAUUGAAAUCACAGACUUUAGCAACCCAGGUGAAAAUAUUGGUAAUAGAAAUGAAGUUAAUUCUAGAAGAAUAAAACUACUUCAAUAUUUUAAAAAUGUUUUAAAAGAAUAA
This is a messenger RNA of Cinara cedri, 1147 nucleotides long. NCBI's taxonomy places the organism in Eukaryota, Metazoa, Arthropoda, Insecta, Hemiptera, Aphididae. The record is from the annotation of a GenBank genome assembly.